CGCCGGAUAAUUUAUUAAUCAUCUCACGGCGGAAGAAGAAGAAGAAGAAGAAGAUGGAGAAAUCGAAGAAGACAGAUACGUCGUUCAUCGCCUCCAUGAACGACGAUCUUCUACAUAACAUUCUCCGAAGAUUACCCGCGAAACCGUUCGCCUUCGCUUCCUGCGUAAACCGAUCAUGGAACAUCGUCUGUAAUCACAUCCUCUCUCGCCCCAAAAUGGUCUCCGCUUUCUCUAGAAACUCCGAUCAACUCAAAGCUGUAGAAGAAGCAGUUGAUAAAGCUUUGUCUGAACCAAUUCGACCAGAUUUCGUUAUUGCAAACAUUACAUGUGGGAACAUGGAAGUAACUUUGAGGCUG
Molecule: messenger RNA, 356 nt
Organism: Raphanus sativus (radish)
Lineage: Eukaryota; Viridiplantae; Streptophyta; Magnoliopsida; Brassicales; Brassicaceae
Product: F-box/LRR-repeat protein At5g63520-like
Exons: 2
Biological process (GO): positive regulation of proteasomal ubiquitin-dependent protein catabolic process; protein polyubiquitination
Molecular function (GO): protein binding
Source: RefSeq, a predicted model, not a curated record